Messenger RNA from Cynoglossus semilaevis (tongue sole), 4234 nucleotides. Its product is annotated as bone morphogenetic protein 1-like. Gene Ontology annotation, biological process: proteolysis. Gene Ontology annotation, molecular function: metalloendopeptidase activity; calcium ion binding; zinc ion binding. Lineage: Eukaryota; Metazoa; Chordata; Actinopteri; Pleuronectiformes; Cynoglossidae. The coding region runs from base 11 to 2842 and encodes 943 amino acids. The record is from RefSeq and is a predicted model, not a curated record. The transcript has 19 exons.
CUGUAUAUUGAUGAUCCCCUUCUUUAACUUAAAUGUUCACCUGUUUUUGCUAGUUGCCUUUUUAGGAGACAUUGCUCUGGAUGAAGAAGAUCUCCUCAUGUUCAGAGAGGCCCACACCACGGAGGAUGACCAGCAGAGAGUCCAGAGCAACAGAACAGACUCAGUUAACGGUUCGACAUCAGAUGAGAGGAUCAGGAGAAGAAGAGCUCCCGUCAGGAUCCUCCAGCGUCUGAGGAGAGCGGCCACCGCUAGACGUGAGCGCGUCUGGCCCGAUGGCAUCAUACCGUACGCCAUCAGUGGGAAUUUUAGUGGCAGUCAACGAGCCAUUUUCCGACAAGCCAUGCGUCACUGGGAGAAACACACGUGUGUGACUUUCACCGAGAGGACGACUGAAGAAAGCUACAUUGUUUUCACCUACAGGCCGUGUGGGUGUUGUUCCUAUGUGGGCAGGAGAGGUCGAGGCCCCCAGGCCAUCUCCAUAGGAAAAAACUGCGAUAAGUUUGGCAUCGUCGUGCACGAACUGGGCCACGUCAUCGGCUUCUGGCACGAACACACGCGUCCUGACCGCGACGAACACGUGGUGAUCAUCAGAGACAACAUCCAACCAGGACAGGAGUAUAACUUCCUGAAGAUGGAGCCGGGCGAGGUGGACUCUCUUGGAGAAACGUACGACUUCGGCAGCAUCAUGCAUUACGCCAGGAACACGUUUUCCAGAGGAAUCUUCUUAGACACAAUCCUGCCCCGGUACGAGGUCGACGGCGUGAGGCCACCGAUCGGACAGAGGACCAUGUUGAGCAAAGGCGACAUUGCACAGGCCCGAAAACUCUACAAAUGUCCCAAGUGCGGCGACAGUCUGCAGGAGAGUUCUGGAAACUUUUCUUCUCCUGGUUUCCCCAACGGCUACUCAGCAUACGCUCACUGUGUCUGGAGGAUUUCUGUUACUCCUGGAGAGAAGAUUGUUUUGAAUUUCACUGCCAUGGACCUCUUCAGGAGUCACCUCUGUUGGUACGACCACGUCGAGGUCCGAGACGGGUUUUGGAGGAAAGCUCCACUGAAAGGUCGUUUUUGUGGAGACAAACUUCCAGAACCAAUCGUCUCCACCGACAGUCGACUGUGGAUUGAGUUCAGGAGCAGCAGCAGCUGGGUGGGCAAAGGCUUCUCGGCUGUGUAUGAAGCCAUCUGUGGCGGCGAGGUGAAGCAGGACAGCGGCCUAAUCCAGUCCCCCAACUAUCCUGAUGACUACCAGUCCAACAAGGCCUGCGUGUGGAGAAUCACGGUGGAGGAGGGCUUUAAUGUUGGACUCUCGUUUCAGUCCUUUGAGACGGAGCAGCACACCGUCUGUGCCUACGACUUCGUGGAGGUCAGAGACGGCAGCUCAGAGAAGAGUCCGCUGCUCGGCCGUUUCUGCGGCUACGACAAACCCGACGACAUUAAGAGCAGCUCCAACCAGCUGUGGCUGAAGUUCGUGUCUGACGGCUCUGUCAACAAAGCUGGGUUUGCAGCCAACUUUUUCAAAGAAGUGGACGAGUGCUCCAGUCCUGACAAAGGUCACUGUGAGCAGCGCUGUGUGAACACACUGGGCAGCUACAGAUGUGCCUGUGACCCUGGGUAUGAGCUGGCAGCUGAUAAACGCAGCUGUGACACAGCUGCCUGCGGUGGCUUCAUCACCGUGCUGAACGGUUCCCUCACCACCCCAGGCUGGCCCAAGGAGUACCCACCCAACAAGAACUGCGUAUGGCAGCUGGUGGCUCCCAUCCAGUACCGCAUCACCCUGGUGUUCGAUAUGUUUGAGACCGAAGGAAAUGACGUGUGUAAAUACGACUACGUGGAGGUGCGCAGCGGGUUGAGUUCCGACUCAACGCUUCACGGGAAGUUCUGCGGCGUGGAGAAGCCGGACGUCAUCACCUCAGUCCACAACAACAUGAGGAUCGAGUUCAAGUCAGACAACACGGUGUCAAAGAGAGGCUUCAAGGCCCACUUCUUCUCUGACAUGGACGAGUGCUCCAAGGAGAACGGAGGUUGUCAGCACGAGUGCGUCAACACCUUCGGGAGCUACAGCUGUCAGUGCCGCGAAGGCUUCGUGCUGCACGACAACAAGCACGACUGCAAAGAAGCCGGCUGUGACCAUGUUAUCAGCAGUGUGUCAGGCACCAUCAGCAGCCCUAACUGGCCUGACCAGUAUCCCAGCAAGAAGUCCUGCAGCUGGGCCCUGUCCACCACCCCGGGCCACCGCAUCAAACUUGUUUUCAACGAGAUCGACAUGGAGUCUCACCAGGAGUGCGCCUACGACCACUUGGAGGUCCACGACGGACAGGACGCCCACGCUCCGAGUCUCGGUCGCUUCUGUGGCACCAAGAAACCGUCGCCGCUCAUUUCUAGUGGCGACAAGAUGUUCCUGAGGUUUUACUCAGACAACUCGGUGCAGAAGAGAGGCUUUGAGGUUUCAUACGGAGCAGGAUGUGGAGGAAGCCUGAGAGCCGAGGUCAAGACAAAGGAUCUGUUCUCUCAUGCUCAGUUUGGAGAUAACAACUACCCCGGUGGCUCCGACUGCCUGUGGGUGGUCACUGCGGAGAAGGGCUACGGCGUGGAGAUCAUCUUCCAAGUGUUUGAGAUCGAGGGGGAGGCCAACUGCGGCUACGACUACGUGGAGCUGUACGACGGCGCCGACGUCAAGUCUCCGCAGCUCGGACGAUACUGUGGAUCUGGGGCUCCAGAUGAGGUCUACUCGGCCGGAGACGCCAUCGUUUUAAAGUUUCACUCGGAUGACAGCAUCAAUAAAAAGGGCUUUCAUGUUCGCUACACCAGCACAAAGUUCCAGGACACGUUACACGCGAGCAAGUGACUCUCAAAAACCUUUCCCCCCUCUCACCCUCCCCCCCCCAAAAAAAAAAAAAAAAACCUAAAUGGAGACUUCACCCCUAGCAUUUGGGCGCACACGCCCUUCUCCAGACGAGGAGUGAAUGCACGGACUGAUACCACAAAACCAACACGCAUACUUCACAUUCACAUCUGCUGCAGAAACUCUGAGUGAGAGAGAGAGAGAGAGAGAGAGAGACUCUCAGUGACGCUCUCUCCUCGUGAGGCUGCACAGCUUGAACACAUCGGUUUUAAAAGGGAUCGUUUUUGUUGUGGGCGGUGUUUAUUCUGCUGAUCGUGUUCUAACACUGGCCUCAGAUGUACUGCGUACCACGUGUGUGUACUGUGAUACUUGAUCCGUAGUCGGCUUUUGUUUUAUUAACUUUGUGUUUUUUGUUUUUUUAUGGCAGAGGUUAAAGAAGUUGACAAAUCUCCUGCUCCGUGUCCUGUCCUGUCAUUUUACUGACGAAGCUCCGGGUGGUCAGAGGAUGCUGGUUCAAAUCCAGAGCCCUAGUAGGGACUGUGAUCCGUUAAUCGACCUAGUGACCCCCCCUGUCCCCCCCCCCCUUCUCCUCAGUGUCUCUGGUGAUUCAGGGAUGGUCACAAUACAGGGAGAAAUUUCUGUUGUGGUUAAAAAAAAAUUUGGACUAAAAAUUCUCAAAAUAGUUUCUCUCUAUAGUUUCCAUAGUUUUUUCUAUUGUUCAGAAAUGCACAUAUUGCAUUUAUAAAAAAAUAUUUUUGGGGGGAUCAUUUAGCUUAAAUUGUAUUGUUUUGUUUUUUUUAAUCUCAAAAAUGUGCAGUCCCGAUGACAGAUGGGUUUAAGAUCUUUGUCAACUUGGAGCCAUUUUCUGUUGGCAGUGGUUGUUAACAGUUAGUCUCCACGGGAGUUGAUGUUUUAAGACAUUUGGGGUAAAAAAAAACCCACUGUGCAGCUUUUAAAGGGGGGGGGGGGGUAAUUAACUUUAAUUUACUGAGGUCCAGUCUGUGAAAAACCAUCAAGGUGGUGAUUAGGGGGAAACCCCAACCCUUUGAUGUAACUUUAACUUUCAGUUAAACCACGGCUCCUCUCACUCGCUGACAGUGGAGUCUCUCUGUGAAGCACGGUUGUGAUUGGCCGGUAAACAUCAAACGGGAAGAGGGGCACCUAAUUUUUUACGAACAUUUUUAAGAUUUUAAUUUUUAAGAAAUAUUACCGAUAUAAAAGCAAAAAAAAAAAAUGUUCUGAUGAAAUUUUAUUUUUUAUUUGGUACAUGUCCAGAUUACACACCAUCUGGGUCCAUAACUGGGCCGCGACCUGCAUAUUACUAACCUCUGAUUCAGACUGUUUUACAGUGGUGACGUAGAAGACGCUGCGAUGUUAACUGGAAUGGACAGAAUU